AUGUUUAACCAGACAGAGGGUGUGAUCCAGACUUGGUUCGAUAUUUGGGACGUUCAAGGAACGAAGCGUGGAGAAAUCAUUGUCGCUAAACAAGGAUUUGCAGACGAUCCGUUCCAUUCUAAUGCCGACAGUCACUACUUGACGAUACUUAGCAACCCCUGGUUCGAAGAUGGCCAACAAACUAUCCAAACAUGGGACUUGGAACGGAUGGAGUUGACAUAUGAAUGCACCAUCUCCCAAGCAGACAUGGAUGAAGAUCAUUCCUGCCAUACAAAAAAUGGCAUUGUGUAUAUUUGUGACGGCUCAGGGAGAAUUUCUGAAUACUGGGCUGUUGAUGGCAGACCUAUUUCCAGGAAAAUGGCAGACAUGGAAUGGAACUCGGAUCGCUCGAGAAAGUUUUCAGAUGGUAGCAGGAUUGUAUGGGCCAAGUGGCUUACACUGUAUACGAAUGAGGGAGAUGUAGUGCAGCGCUUCAAGGUGAAGCAGGGAAAAGGGUACUGCCUUGAAGCUGGCAUACUUUUUGACAGAUUCAUCUUCAGCAUCUCUUGGCGCGAGAAGUCGAAACAUGCCACCCUGAUGGUUUAUUCGAAGACGGGAAAGAAAUUGACAUCGAGUCGUGUAGCUGUAAGAGGGCGCUGCUUGAGGUGGUUCAUUGACAUUGCGGGACGCCUGGUUUUAAUCUGGGACACAUGUACAUGCAUGGAAAUUGUAGACUUCCGUGGACUUCUGCAACGAAGAAGAGACAGCCAGAGAUAUUCAUAUGUCGAGAGUUAUGAGAAUUAG
Molecule: messenger RNA, 783 nt
Organism: Fusarium oxysporum Fo47
Lineage: Eukaryota; Fungi; Ascomycota; Sordariomycetes; Hypocreales; Nectriaceae
Exons: 1
Coding region: 1-783 (260 amino acids)
Source: RefSeq, a predicted model, not a curated record